AUGCUGUCGUCUCAUACGCUCUGCAGAUCAACGCUUCUCGCAAUUCUCUUCAACGCGUAUCCCACACUCGUUUCCGCCUCGGGCUCAUUCCUCUCUAAUACACUAGUUCGCGAAGGUCAGGUUCAGGAAGUACUAGAGCAUCAAACGACAACGAAGGUCCCAGUUUGUGGUGCACCACCGACAGGCCCAAUAGAAACCACUUCGUGUGACUACGAAACCGUAGAAAGCGUCAAUGUGGAUUUAUUUGCGAAUCUGAAGGAGCUGGUCAGGCUUCCAUUCUUCAAAUACUUUCAGGUUGACCUCUAUCGGGAAUGUCCAUUUUGGGAGGUACCAGGAUCAUGCAAGGACAUCCAAUGUGCUAUAACUACAGUAGACGAGAGCGAGGUGCCAGAGAGGUGGCGAGCCGCUGCUCUCAGUCGAAUCGAUCCCUCGUCCGUAGACAAGAAGCACCAAUUGCCCGGCUGCUAUUACCGCGAUUCAGACUUCUGCUUCUUAGACGAUAACACAGAAGGCGAUUACUUCGACCUCUCCCUUGUCCCUGAACGGUUUACUGGAUAUGCUGGAACAUCCGCAAACAAUGUGUGGAAAGCAAUAUACCAAGAGAACUGUUUUGGACUUUCUGAGUUCAAUCUUCUGGCGUCAAAGUCGUCCGCUCCUGUCAGCCUCCCCGAGGACAUGACUGGAGCUCUAAGAGAAGAUGGUCAAGAGCCUGAUGAACAAUGCCUAGAGAAACGUGUGUACUACAAAGUUAUUUCAGGGUUACAUGCCUCAAUAUCUACCCAUAUCUGCCAUGAAUACUUUAAUCAAUCCACUGGGGAGUGGUACCCUAAUUUACCCUGCUUCAUUCAAAGAGUAGCGUCACAUCCAGAACGUUUACGUUACAUCUACUUCAACACAGUACUCCUCUUGCGUGCCGUCGCUCGCAUUUCCCCGUAUCUUUCUGCCUACGAUUACUGCUCGACGGGCACGCAUGAAGAAGACUCAGAGACGCUCUCACGGCUUAACAACAUAAUAGAUAUUGCGAAAGUCGCUGGGAAGUUCGACGAGACCGUCCUCUUCCGCGGAGAAAACGCCAACAUGGUCAAGGAAGAGUUUAAGGUCCACUUCCGUAAUGUCACCCGGAUAAUGGAUUGCAUCGGAUGUGACAAAUGCCGGCUCUGGGGAAAGGUGCAAACAACGGGCCUUGCUACCGCAUUGAAGAUCCUGUUUGAGCUUGAUGAGAAGGCCCUCAACCCACAUACCAAUGCGAACUUACUCCAGCGUGCUGAAGUCGUGGCCUUAUUCAAUACCUUGUACAGAUUCAGCGAGAGCUUGGACGCCGUUGAGGAGUUCCGCCGACUGUGGAAAGAUCGGGACACGGACUCUGUUGCAGAAACAGAAACGGGGCAACGAGUUCCACGUCCAUCUCCCUUGGCCGGUCAGUCGCAGCCUAGCACCUUGCUAGAAGGGUUACGGCUAGGUCUUUCCAGUCUCAUGGAGAUCUGUACCGAUAGCAUCAGUCGCUGUGGUUCCGUGGUAUUGGAGAUCUGGGAGGAGAGCUCUCGGACACUUCGUUCACUAUUUAAAACGUCGGGCAAAGAGGGCGGACCGACUAAUCCUAAUUAUGUCGAACUUUGA
Messenger RNA from Pleurotus ostreatus (oyster mushroom), 1617 nucleotides. RefSeq lists its product as uncharacterized. Gene Ontology annotation, molecular function: protein-disulfide reductase activity; thiol oxidase activity; FAD binding. Lineage: Eukaryota; Fungi; Basidiomycota; Agaricomycetes; Agaricales; Pleurotaceae. The coding region runs from base 1 to 1617 and encodes 538 amino acids. Gene Ontology annotation, cellular component: endoplasmic reticulum membrane; endoplasmic reticulum. Gene Ontology annotation, biological process: protein folding in endoplasmic reticulum. The record is from RefSeq and is a predicted model, not a curated record. The transcript has 10 exons.